Molecule: messenger RNA, 2258 nt
Organism: Chlorella variabilis
Lineage: Eukaryota; Viridiplantae; Chlorophyta; Trebouxiophyceae; Chlorellales; Chlorellaceae
Exons: 19
Coding region: 173-1741 (522 amino acids)
Cellular component (GO): plasma membrane
Source: RefSeq, a predicted model, not a curated record
GUGCCUGCAAGCAUAUUGGCCAGAGUUGAGCCAACUUCCUGGGCUGGCAGGUUACCAAACACCCCGCCCUACCCUAGUCCGACAGAUUGAGCCGUCCUCACUUCGCUUACUGGCGCUCGGCAGCCUUUCAGGGCCUCCCCUCGACUCGCGGCGCCACCGCUCGUGAGUCGCCAUGGUGUCCCCAGACCCGCCCCCGGGCGGGCAGUUCCUGACCGAGGGCGCCCCCGAGGUGGCCGUGGGCUACUCCGAGGUCGACCUGGACGACGGCGGCGGCAAGGGCAAGGCGUUUGACGUGGAGGGCGGCGCCGCGCUGGGCGGCGACUCCCGUACGCGCACCAUGCGGCGCCGCAUCGACAAGCAGGCCACCAUGCUGCCCGCGGAGGAGCUGGAGACGCAGCGCAAUGGCACGUGGGUGCAGUGCGUGUUCCACAUCAUCACCGCCGUCAUCGGCUCGGGCGUGCUCUACCUGCCCUUCUUCUUCGCCAUCCUGGGCUGGAUCGGCGGCAUCAUCAUGCUCCUGGUCUUUGGAGCCAUUACCUGGUACACCUCCCGCCUGCUGGCUGAUGCCAUGGUGAUCGAUGGCGUGCGGUACCGUACCUACCAAUCUGCGGUGGAGGCGGUGUUUGGGAGGCGGGGUGGAAUCCUGCUGGCCAUCGUGCAGUACCCCAACCUGGUCCUCACUGCCAUCGCAUACAACAUCACCGCCGCCAACAGCAUGAAGUAUUUUGCCUACACCUACUCCUCGUUUGCAAACAGCUCGCUGUGCACGGAGGUAGACCCUACAACGGGCUACUGCAUUGACUGCAAGUACUGGGUGUUCACCAUCAUCUUUGGAGGCUUCCAGCUGUUCAUGAGCCAGAUGCCCAACCUGGACUCCGCCGCCUGGGCCUCCCUCAUCGGCAUGCUCAUGAGCUUCGGCUACUCCUUCCUCUGCCUGGGCAUGUCCAUUUGGCAGCUGGCCACCUAUGGCGCGGCCCCCACGCGUGCCACCGGCUACCCCACCAGCCUCAUCAGCGAUGCCCAGCUGACCUGGGACGUCUUCAACGCCUUUGGCGGCAUCGUGUUUGCCUUCUCCUUCAGCUUCAUCCUGAUCGAGAUCUCCGACACACUGAAGGACGGCGGCAAGGGCCCCGUGUGGCACAUGAAGCGCGGCGUCUGGGUGGGCGUCGUCAUCAUCACCACUUUCUACUUCUUCGUCUCGGUGCUCGGCUACGCCGCCUACGGAUGGGAGGCGCUAUACAAAAACCCGUACGUCAUCUCCUUCUUGUCCCUGUCCAACAACGUCUGGCCCAGCAACAACGCCACCACUAAUGUGUCUCGCGCCGCCAACCUGAUGGUGCUGAUCCACAUGGUGCCAGCCUACCAGGUCUUCUCCCAGCCGGUCUUUGCCGCCGUGGAGCGCCAGCUGCGCCACAAGAACUCCUCCAUCCUGGCCAAGACUGGCCGCGUCGGCUUCCGCAUCGCCUUCCGCUCCCUGUAUGUGGUGGUGGUGUGCUUUGUGGCUAUCGCUCUGCCCUUCUUCUCGGACUUUGUGGGGCUGAUUGGCGCGCUUGGCUUCUGGCCGGCCACCGUGCUGUUCCCGAUUGAGAUGUACCGCAAGAUUCACAAGCCCAGCAUGAAGAUGACCAUCUGGCUGGAGACGCUCAACGUGUUCUGUGCCAUCAUCACGAUCUGCGCUGUCAUGGGCUCGGUUCAGCUUAUCGUCAUGGAUGCCGCUGAUUACACCACACCCUUUGGCUAGUCCCCCAGGGGCAGGCCAGCCGGAGGGAAGCUCCAGCUUGCCUCCCUGCCCGCAUCCCACGGCUCCUUGGGCUGCCAGGCACAUGGUUCCAGCGCCUGCCCGGCUCCACAUGCCCUUUAUUCAACCCAUCCUGUCUUCAAACUCAAUUGCUCUCGCACAAAUGCGGGGCAUGAAACUCCCUUCCUCAUAUGCAUAACCAAAACAUCGUUCCCAUAUCUAUUGACAUGAAUGUCUCGCUGCACAUGCGUGCCGGCGUUGCAGUGCCUCAUUCCGUUCUUCCAUUCGCCAACCCAGACCCUGUGCCACUAAGUCAGUCAACUUUCUCUAGUUGGCUGGUGGCCUCUGGGCAUUUCCCAUCCGCAAUGCAUCUGCACUCAACAAUUCACCGUUGCUGUUGUUUCUGGGGCGCCAACCCUGGCUGUUGGCUCAGUAGACUUAUUGAUGGCUCCCAUCAUGCGUAUUCCUCUCCACCCACCCACUUGAUGCCGGGUGGCGUCCUGUAACUUAUGAACCGUGC